Messenger RNA from Monopterus albus (swamp eel), 3052 nucleotides. It is a transcript of the gene odad3, whose product is annotated as outer dynein arm docking complex subunit 3. The coding region runs from base 161 to 1822 and encodes 553 amino acids. Lineage: Eukaryota; Metazoa; Chordata; Actinopteri; Synbranchiformes; Synbranchidae. Gene Ontology annotation, biological process: outer dynein arm assembly; cilium movement. The record is from RefSeq and is a predicted model, not a curated record. The transcript is spliced from 13 exons. Gene Ontology annotation, cellular component: ciliary rootlet; ciliary basal body; ciliary tip.
GCUGCACAGGGUUCAUCUGAAACCCAGAGCGUCACUUGGGUUUCAGUGUACUGGUUACUAGGCAACGGCCACAAUUACCAGAGCGCUUCAUUCAGGUGAAGCUAACAAGGCAAUACUUUCUUUGCAAAUUGUGAGCAAAAGUAAUACGUUACAGCAGAAAAUGCCUUUCACUCCCGACUCAAUUAAACCUCCGCUGCAUGACCAGAUAACGGAGAUGCAGCGUAAAAUCCAACUGCUGGAGGGCGACAGAACUGCAUACUAUGAGAGCUCUCAGUCCAUCAUGAAGAAGAACAGAGAGUCCAUCCUGCAGCUGAGGCAGGAGAACAAGAGGCUGUACAAACAACUGGCAGAGGCUAAUGUUGGUGAUGAACAUAUCAUCAAAGUGGCCUUUCAAAACAGAGGAACAGAGAAGGAUGCCUAUCGCAACAUGUCAGGGAAGGCAGCCCUGACAACACUAGACCAGAGGGUGCUGUCCAAGACGAAGCGUCUCAAUGCCCUCAAACACACCACCCAGACCUACCAGCGGUGCCUUGAAGACCUGAAGAUGGAAUACAAGAGAGUGAAACCAGAGGGAAGCAGGGGAGCCCAGUCUGCUGAUGCUCGCACUCGGAAAAAAGACGAAGAUGCCAUGAAUCUGCGAGCGCUUGAGAACAGCCUGGAGAAGACCCAGUUUAAGUGCAAGGAGGCUGAGAACAUCAUGACUAACUAUCUGAAACUCAAAAGUCACAUGCAGGAGGAGAGUCUGACUUUCCAGGGCCAACUGGACAGUCUGGAAGAAGAAAUAUUCAAACACAGAGAGGAGCUUCACAACCUGCAGGCCAUGAGCAACAAAGCCCAGCUCUCUAAAGAAGCUGCUAAGGCCGAGUUACAACAGCAGGAGGAACUACUCUACAAGGAGCGCAAAGAGAGAGAGAGUAUUAUAGUCAGCUACAGGAGAAAGGUUGAGGAGCACAAGGCCCAGUUUGACAAAGUGGAUAGAAGGUACCUGCAGACCCAGAGAACAACCAUGCAGCCAGAUGAAGUGAGCAGUGAGGCACUGCGCACCACCACCAGGAUGGCAGGUGAGGAGGAGAAAGCCAUCUCCACUUUUGAGGAGGCUUUCCAAAGGAUCAAGGAGGCCACUGGAGUCACAGACAUACAGGAGAUAGUGGAGCGCUUUAUUUCACAAAAAGAGACACACCAAAAUCUGGAGAAGCUGAAGGUAGAGAAUGAAAAGGUCCUGCAGCAGCUGAAGGAGCAGAAGGAGCUGUCGAAUCAACAGUUCCAGGAUAUGAAAUAUUCUGGAGAGGAUCAACUUUCCAAGGACCAACAGAUGCUGGAAGAGUGUGCGCAGCAACUGCAGGCUGAGCAGCAAAAGUGCAAUGCUGCUAAAGAGCACCUAGAUUGGCUUGUUAAAACUUUCAGUACUGUCCGAGCUGGAGUGGAGCACCUGGCGCACAAACUUCAACACAUCAGACUGAGUGAGGACACAGUGGCUGAGGUGUCACCAGACUCGGAUGAGUUUGUGCUGGAGCUGAUGACCCAAUGUGAGCUGAAGUUACAGUUACUGCAUGAAAAGCUUCAAGAAAAGGAUCUGGCUGCUAUCAUGAAGGAGAUGGAGGAAGAGGAGUUUUCCGUCAGGAUUGAGGGGAAGCUGCCGGCCUACAACACCCGUGUCACAUUCCCUGAGGACCAACGACUGGACCUUAGCAGUGACGAGGAUGAGAGUGAAGAGGACGAAGCUGACAUCAUCUCCCGGGAGGCACUGAAGCGUCAGUCUCAGCUGAUCAUUGAGUCCAAGUCCAAAAAGAAGUCCUGGAAGGUGAAGAAGGGAAAGUUCUGAUCUGACACCACAGUGUCAGUGUCAAGACUCAAGACAAAUAGAUGCUCUCAGCCAAAGACUGACUGGAGUGUAAAAUGAGCUUGAGUGGCACACAAUGAUCCUAUCAAGACUUGGUGCUAAUUUAACUGUUUCUGUUCUACCUCCACAUGAUUGUUCUGUGUCUUACCAGCUGUUACAAAGAAUUUUAGAACUUAAGUACAUGGCAGAAAUUGAAUAAAGACUUUUCCACACGAUGAAACGUGAGCACAGUUUAACAGUUCUAAGAUGAUAUUUACUCCCUGAUUGCUGUAUAAGUGAAACUUGUUUUGACAGCAGAAGUUCUCCAUCUCAUUUCUCUACCUCUUUCACAGUUCACAGUUCUACCCUGCUGCCAUGUGGAAAGCCAAACAAUCAGAGCAACACUGUCACUUUUUUUUCAUAGCUUUUUGACAAAAAUGGCUGCACAAGGUGCGUGAGAACCAGAUAACCUGUGCCCAGAGGUCUUCUCUGCUUUUGUCCUGUUGAUCAAAACCUAUUGUGAAUAUAAUGGGUGUUAAUAUAGAUGUAUGAUACACUGGCCCACAGUGCACUGAAAGACAACACCUGUGACAAUGCGAUUAUUCAUGGGUGAAUCACAUAAAAACUAAAGACACCUGUGCUUGUCCCAGUUUAAGAAUCUGUUUGCAGACGUGCAGCACCCCCUGAGCUAUCUUGGCUAUGUUUAGCAUCUCAGAAAUGAUUCUGCCUCUUUGCUCAAAUACUGCGUGUAUUGGAUCACAACCAGCUCUUGAAUGUUAGGUGGAUGUCCUUGUCCUAUGGCUGAGUUAUUGGCAGAACCAUAAAUCUUCAUACCUAAACAUCUAGGGAUAGCCUCAGCAAUGUGAUGUCUCACACGUGGUUACCAGAGCAGCAGAGUGACUAACAGAAUGUAACCAGACACCUUCAGGUGGCAAACAAAACUCUUGAACACAUGACUACAGAAAUGUAUUGCUCUUGUGAGUGUGUGCAGUAUCAUGCAUGGCUAAAAUAAGAGCAGCUGUGGUUGUAAUCUCAAAUGCAGUUGACUCAUGACAUGUUCAUUUGCUUAAUUGCAUUUGAAUGCUGUUGUUGACAGUACAUGUUUACCUACUUUUUAUUCAGUAAAUUUCAUGUUAAUAGUAGGCACCAGGAUUUUACCAAUAUGAUGUUUUGAAGGUCAGUACAGAAGCAAAUUUAAGAUUUCAGGCUCUUUAAAUAAAAUCGAUAACUGCU